ACAAGAGAGGUGGCAAAAAACUAGAGCGAGAGGGAGAGCCUGAAAGGAAGCAAUUGAAAGAGAAAGAGGAACAGAGCCAGUCCUAGAGAGAGAAUGUCGGGUGUUUGGGUAUUCAGGAAUGGAGUGGCGAAGCUGGUGUCGAACCCGAACGUAGAGCCACUGGAUUGGCCGGAGCCGUCGUCGUCGUCGUCGUCGUCGUCGUCGCACCGGUUGGGCGGCUCGAAGAAGCGGGUGCUGUUGCACCUGCCGUCGAACCAGGUGAUUGGGUGCUACGCGGAGCUGGAAGAGAGAUUGAAGCAGCACGGUUGGGAGAGGUACUACCCGCUCGGCCAGAGGGCUAGGGCUGACGUCAUCCAGUUCCACAGGUCGGCAGCCUCGGUGGAUCUCAUCACCCUUCCCAGGGACUUCUCUCACUUCAAGUCCACACACAUGUUCGACAUUGUUGUCAAGAAUCGCUCCUUCUUCGAGGUGCAAGACCGCCCAAUUUAGAGAGAGAAACAGAUAGAAGAGAGAGAAUGUAGUGAUAACUUGUAGAGAGAGAUAUACAUGUAGUGAUCCCUUAGAAGAGCAAUACAGAGGCCAUUUUAGAGAGAGAGAGAGAUACAGUGGCUUGUUUUCAUGCUUUAUAGAGAAACGAGGAAUGAAUAGAGAGCUUGGAAGUGAGAGAGAGUAGUUUUAUUAGCUUGUUUGGGAGGAUCUUCACUCUUAAAGGUGAGAGAGAUUAAGGGGUGGCUAUUAAAAAUAGAGGUAUUA
Molecule: messenger RNA, 753 nt
Organism: Amborella trichopoda
Lineage: Eukaryota; Viridiplantae; Streptophyta; Magnoliopsida; Amborellales; Amborellaceae
Product: flowering-promoting factor 1
Biological process (GO): regulation of flower development
Source: RefSeq, a predicted model, not a curated record